GACUACGCUGUUUCCUUAUCACAUCAUCCAUUUAUUUCUUCACUUUUCUCUAUCUAUUGAAAUGAUCAUAGCGUGGACUUUGUCUUAUUGCCUCACACAACACAACAAAAAACAACUUCAUAUUUGUAGACUUUUCAUAAUUUUUAUUCACAUACACCCUUUUCUUCAUUCUGUGUUUUUCCUUCAUAAGUUUUGUUGUUCUUGUUCUUCCUUUAGGAUACAUAACAAUAACAAAGAUAGAAGAAAAGAAAAAACAUAAUUCAUCAUGGGAAAUUGUUUCAGAAAACCAGUUUGUCAUGUUUCUUCAACAACUUUAUUUGGAAAUACAAAGCCUCAAAGUAAGACAAAGCAAACUUCAAAUUCUCCUGAUGAAAACACCGAAUUGAAAACUUCAGCAACAAAUGAUGACGUAUCCGUCUCCAAUGAUGUUAAGUCUUUCAGCUUCAAUGAUCUAAAAGAGGCGACUAGGAACUUCCGGCAAGAAAAUUUAAUUGGUGAGGGAGGGUUUGGUUUUGUCUUCAAAGGAUGGAUAGAUGAGAACACCGGCGCUCCUACAAAACCAGGAAAUGGAAUUGUAGUUGCCAUUAAGAGGCUUAAACCAGAAAGUUUUCAAGGUCACAAAGAAUGGCUUGCAGAAGUUAAUUAUCUAGGCCAACUUCACCAUGAAAAUUUGGUGAGGCUUAUUGGUUACUGUUCAGAAGGGAAAAACAGGCUUCUAGUUUAUGAGUUUAUGCAGAAAGGAAGUCUGGAAAAUCACUUAUUCAGAAAAGGUGUUCAACCGAUUUCAUGGAUGACACGGAUCAAUAUUGCGAUUGGUGUAGCAAGAGGACUAGCAUUUUUACAUUCCCUUGAUGCAAAUGUUAUUUAUCGCGAUUUAAAGGCUUCCAAUAUCCUACUUGAUUCGGAUUUCAAUGCAAAUCUCUCGGAUUUUGGCUUAGCAAGAGAUGGUCCAACCGGAGAUAACACUCAUGUUUCAACUCGAAUUAUCGGAACUCAUGGUUAUGCUGCACCAGAGUAUGUAGCCACAGGUCAUUUAACAGCAAGGAGCGAUGUAUACAGCUUCGGCGUUGUCUUGUUAGAGUUACUAACAGGACGACGUGUGGUUGACGAAGAUAGACCUGGAUACUCGGAAGAGACGCUUGUGGAUUGGGCAAUGCCUUUUCUAAGUGACAACAGAAGAAUAUUGAGAAUCAUGGAUACAAAGUUAGGUGGUCAAUACUCGAAAAAAGGAGCACAAGCUGCAGCUGCACUUAUUCUAAAUUGUGUUAAUACUGAUCCUAAACAUAGACCAACUAUGGUAAAUGUUUUAUCGGCAUUGGAAGCGUUACAUUCGUCAAAUUCAUUUCCAAGGACACCAAAAUCUGGAACUGAUAAUCAUCAUCAUGGAACCAAACAUUCUAGUCAUCAUCAUCAUUCACAUAAGUCAAUUACUAAUAAUAAUAGAAAACAUUGAGAUGCUUUUAUACUAUACUGUAGUAUUAUGGUUGGCUGUUUCAUUAUGGAACGAAGGGAACAAUUUUCAUGUAGUUAUUGAGAGGUAUCACACUAUGCUUAUGCAGCAACAUUGUUAGCUGUCUUAGACAGCUAUGGAUGAAAAAGCUUAGACUUAUAAUUUUUAGACCAUUAUAAUCAUUAAAUAUUCAUUCAAUUUAUAGAUA
Trifolium pratense (red clover) is the source of this 1658-nucleotide messenger RNA. RefSeq names its product probable serine/threonine-protein kinase PBL2. The transcript is spliced from 6 exons. Gene Ontology annotation, molecular function: protein kinase activity; ATP binding. NCBI's taxonomy places the organism in Eukaryota, Viridiplantae, Streptophyta, Magnoliopsida, Fabales, Fabaceae. Gene Ontology annotation, biological process: protein phosphorylation. The coding region runs from base 266 to 1453 and encodes 395 amino acids. The record is from RefSeq and is a predicted model, not a curated record.